This is a messenger RNA of Pecten maximus, 1662 nucleotides long. Its product is annotated as protein BUD31 homolog. Gene Ontology annotation, cellular component: spliceosomal complex; nucleus. Gene Ontology annotation, biological process: mRNA splicing, via spliceosome. Lineage: Eukaryota; Metazoa; Mollusca; Bivalvia; Pectinida; Pectinidae. The record is from RefSeq and is a predicted model, not a curated record. The coding region runs from base 98 to 532 and encodes 144 amino acids. The transcript has 4 exons.
AACUCAUCGUGUUCACCGUGUUGACCCGACGUUUCCCGAGGAUAACACCAGUGAACUGAAUAGCGCACAGUGGUAGUGUCUACAUCGUAAUAACACCAUGCCGAAAGUAAAAAGAAGUAGGAAACCUCCCCCAGAGGGAUGGGAGCUUAUAGAACCAACAAUUGACGAACUCGAUCAGAAAAUGCGGGAAGCUGAAACUGAUCCACAUGAGGGCAAAAGAAAGGUGGAAGGAUUGUGGCCUAUAUUCCGUCUCCACCACCAAAAGUCACGCUAUAUCUAUGACUUGUUCUACAGGAGGAAAGCCAUUAGCAGAGAGCUGUACGAGUACUGCCUUAAAGAAAAUAUUGCUGAUAAAAAUCUCAUUGCAAAAUGGAAAAAGCAAGGCUAUGAGAAUCUCUGUUGUUUGCGGUGUAUUCAAACCAGGAACACAAACUUCAACAGUAAUUGUGUCUGUCGAGUACCAAAGGGGAAGCUGGAGGCUGGUAAAAUUGUGGAGUGUGUGAACUGUGGAUGUCGGGGCUGUUCUGGAUGAUGGAGGGACAAAGUUCUACCUUUGAGUUUUCCAAGUAGGGCAAAAAGACCCUCAAUAUAUUCACUCUUUCAGUUAGCAGACUAAUGACUUUGAAAUGAAGAUAAAGGUCAUUAAGGUCAUUGUUCAUGUGGAGCCCACUUGUGGUGGCUGGAAAGCAUUUUACAUUGAUUUCAAUGCUGCAUACAACAGAUAUCCAGUUUUGUCCUUGAUUGCUAUCAAAAUCUUCAUCCAUCAUUAAAACAUACUGUUCAUGCUUUUGAAGAUCUGUUAAUCAAGAAGACACAAUCAUGUAUACAAACAACUUAAAAGCUUUCAAUAUUCAAAACAAUAAAAGAGAUCACUCCUGAUUUUUUCUAGCCCCCAAAAAAUUCUGACACAUAAUGAUUUUUUUUUUGAAAAAAAGAUGCAGUUUUCUGAAAGUUUAGUUCAAAACUUGGCAGAUUGAUCUUUUUAAAAUUACUGGUACAUGUCGUUUUGUUUUCACUAAAUCAUUAUUGACAAUUUGACAUUUUAACUAAUUUGCUCUGUACAAAGUUUUAGUUGUGAAUUAAAUCAUUUUCUGCUCCUUGGAUUUAACAACAUACUAGGUUUCCAUGAGCGAACUGUAGGUUACAGUAUCAAUCUUGUAUGUACUGUAAAUUGCUGUUGUAUGCAUAUAUGUAUUCAUCGAAAGUCAGUUAGAGGGUAGCUUGUUCAUUAUGUUUGAUCUCGUGAGAACCCAAACAUUUUUAUCUUCCAAAAUUUUCCUCAUUUUGAUAUCUGUUUAGUUGGCAUGUUGACUCGAAAUCUCAUUAUUUUACCAAUGAGAUUAUUAAAAAAAACAUUCUUUUCUUUAUCAGUUCUAUUUUCUGGAUAUCUGUUUUUGACAAUUUCCUUGAAUCCUUGAAAACAGCGAAAAAUGUGCUACUACUGUAAUAAAUUGUUACUAAAAUGACAAUUUUUAUGAAAUCUCUAUGUUUUUUUCAGAUAAUUACGAAAUACAGGAAUAAACCAGAUACAAAAUUUGAGUGUUUUUAUAAAGAUGAAACCGUAAUUUUAACUAUGAGGUGUGAUUGUACUUGGAUGUAUGCUGAUGAUACCAAUUUACAGGAGUGUGAUUAAUUAUUGUAAAUAAAUGUUAUCAUACUGUG